AUGAUAAGAAAUAUGCUAUAUGAAGACCCUUAUUUCGGCCCAAAUGAGUAUUCUAUUUACGGAGAUAGCCCAAAUAGAACCAUACCAUACGAAAUUCAAUGAAUAAGGCCUCAUCAGAUUUUAGGGCCAGCUGCAAGGCUAUUUUCUGACGAAAUGGUCUCCGAUGACAUAAAGCAAGGAUAUUUAGGUAACUGCUGAUUUAUCAGUGAUAUGAUUGCAUUGAUAGAGCACCCUAUGAAAAUAGCCGGCUUAUUUGGCACUGAUGAAUUAGAGCACAGCCAAGGAAAAUAUCACAUAAGGCUUUGCAAAAACGGCGAAAUCAUCAAUGUCGUCAUUGAUGAUUUAAUACCGUGCAUUGCAGGCACAGACACACCAAUUUUUACCAAAAGUAACUGGGUUGAUUUUUGGAUGCUAUUAUUAGAAAAAGCUUAUGCAAAGGUGCAUGGUUCUUAUUUAUCUUUAAAAGGAGGAUUCGCUCAUGAAGCCUUUAUGGACUUGACUGGGCUUCCUUCAUUUAGAUACGAAAUUGACAUAAUUCAAGAAAAAGACGAGGUUGAAGAAUUUUUAUUGAAACUUAUUGACUGAAACAGUAAAAAAUUCCCAAUGGUAGCUUCCACAAGAAGCGGAAUCCAAGAUAAUUCAGGAUUGUCCCCAACUCACUGUUAUACAAUAAUAAGAGUAGUUCAAACAGGCAAUUUUUUGCUUAUAAACUUGAGAAAUCCAUGGGGAAGAGCCAGCUGAACAGGAGAUUUUAAUCCUCGGUCCGACUGCUGAACUCAAGAAAUAAUCGAAAAAGUUAACCAAAAUGGGCGUCUUAACUUAGACGAUGGGAGUUUCUGGAUGAAAUAUGAAGAUUUUUUGAUAUAUUUUAACGUCCUUUAUCUAUGCAAUAUCGAGCUUGAAAUAGAAAAACGUGAAAGAAACAUUUUUAAAAAAAUUGAAGGAAUCGGCUCACAAGCUUUAUGAUGCUAUAUGAUCACUGUAAGAGAAAACGACACAGAAAUUGUCCUUGGGAUUCACCAAGAAGAUGAAAGAAGUGUAGGAGUAAAAAAAUAUAGGAAAUAUUUAGACUUAGGAAUAGUAGUAAUGAGCUAUGAUGGCAAUGUCUAUAUGCCUUACCGCUGCUCAGAAAAAAUGCUGACUGAUAGAGAUCUACAAAUGGAGCUCUCUUUACCUCAAGGAAAAUAUUUAAUUACACCUAUAAGCUCUGGGACAGCUUUUACGAGGCCUAGUGAUUCUGAAAAACAAGUAUUUCCUUUGAUUACUGAAGAAGGAAGUAUGCAUCCUUUAUUUCAAAGCACAAUAAAAGAUAUUUUCCGAAGGACUGAUAUACAUAUGAACCAAGCUGUAAAUUACCAAGAAUUCAUGACUAUGUACUCUAGAAUUGAACCAGACCUUACUGAGGAUGAAUUUACUAGCAUUCUCUGCAGGACUUAUGAUAGCAAUAGCAACCGGCUUACCUUAAAUGGCUUCUAUGAAUUUUUUAUGGCCCAGACACUAGAUAAAGGUGAAGAAACAAUAAGAAAUUGCUUAUCAUUACUAGGAUAUGACAGCGAUUUUUAUAGUUUGCAAUCAAGAGCUGUAGUAUUCACAAUGCACUCAAAUAAAUAUGUGGAUUUAGUGACACAUAGCUUAACUGAGCAAAUGAACUUACAAGCAUGAAUGUCGGUGGCUCUGCUAAAAGGAAAAAUUGAUGCGAAUGUUUUAAAUGUAAAAGUUUAUAAAAUAGUAAAAUCAGGAGGAUUCACAAUACUAGCCCAUAAUGAGUCAGCUUCCAUUAUGAGUAUAACUUCAGAUUUCAGCAGGUCUUAUAAUUUGAUUUUUUCUUCAGGGUCAGCUAUUUGUGAAAACGUACUCGAUGCAGGGUCUUGGCAAAUAAUCCAACAUUUAGUUUGCAGGGAUUUAAAAUCAGAAUACCAGAUAUCUUAUUAUGUAAACGUUAGAAGCAUUUCUUAA
Molecule: messenger RNA, 1956 nt
Organism: Blepharisma stoltei
Lineage: Eukaryota; Ciliophora; Heterotrichea; Heterotrichida; Blepharismidae
Source: the annotation of a GenBank genome assembly